Molecule: messenger RNA, 924 nt
Organism: Sclerotinia sclerotiorum 1980 UF-70
Lineage: Eukaryota; Fungi; Ascomycota; Leotiomycetes; Helotiales; Sclerotiniaceae
Exons: 6
Coding region: 1-924 (307 amino acids)
Source: RefSeq, a predicted model, not a curated record
AUGGCAGGAAUACAACGAGCUCUCGACACAGGCGCAGUACCAGGUCAUAUUUCCAAUGUCUGUCCCCCUGGAACGAAAGCAUAUCUACUCGAACUCGGAUGGUUGGAAUGUGAUGAAGGGUUUGUCGUGAGAGGUGGUAAUACAUCAUUGAAAUCUACAGAAGGAGAGAACUUUGUGAACAAAAGAAGAGAACUACCAGUGUAUGCUGUUCUUAUUGACCAUCCUUUCGAAGGUGUCAUACUCUGGGAAACGGGAUGUGGAGUUGAUUAUCCCACGGUUUGGGGUCCAGAUAUAGUGGAUGUUUUUGCACGGGUCAAAAUUCUCGGCCACAUGCACCUAGAUCACGCCGGUGGAUUGGAUCAAUUCUUGGACAGAAAGGAUGUCGAGAUCUGGGUACACGAUAAGGAGUUGAGGUCGGCAUUCUGGUCCGUUGCUACUGGUGCGGAUGCAGGCGUCUACUUGCAAAGUUAUAUGGAUGUAAGCUCGAUCUUUUAUUUUUUGGGGAGUAUCACAAGUGCUGAUGUUAAGAAGUUAUCUUUGAAUUGGAAAACAUUUGAUGAAAGAACCUUGGACUUUUGCCAGGGAAUUACACUUCAUCAUCUUCCAGGUCACACAGAUGGUCUUGUGGGAAUGCAACUAAACCUUCGUGAAACCGGAACGUUUUUAUUUAUCAGUGAUCACUGCCACGUCAUUGAAAAUUGGCGAGAUGGAGUACCUCAGGGAUGGCUCGCACGUGAUCAUCCAGCCUGGUUCCAAAGUACCCAGCGAUUGAAGCGUUUGGAAUCUACCACCAAAGGUCAAGUGAUACCAGGGCACGAUAAAGAAACAUUCUUACAGCUUCAAGGUGAUAUCAAUGGUAGAGGGGGUUAUUUAGACUUAGGGGUGCACAGAUGGCCAGGUCGUUUUUCGGAAUGGCAAAAGUGA